Rhagoletis zephyria (snowberry fruit fly) is the source of this 780-nucleotide messenger RNA. RefSeq lists its product as uncharacterized. Lineage: Eukaryota; Metazoa; Arthropoda; Insecta; Diptera; Tephritidae. The record is from RefSeq and is a predicted model, not a curated record.
AUGUCAAUAAGAAACGAGUUUACCCGACUAAAGUCAAAGGUAGAAUCAUUAAAGUUGGACAUAGCGUUUUUGAAAAGAUGCAAACGUUACAAAGUUACACCAAAUUUCAUUAAGGUCAAAACAUCUGUGACAAAUGCGGUAACUGAAAAAGUGAUCUCAUUAGCAAAACAGAAUUGGUUGAGUUUGGAGCUAAAAGCUAAAUACGCCACAUUACAAAGUUAUGAGAUUCACCUAUAUGCUUUACACCUGCGGUUAGCAUCUGCGAUACCUAAUGACAAAAUUGAAGCAUCAUAUGACUGUGAAUUGUAUCAAUUUCUACGAGCGUCUUCUCGAAGCAUCGAAAAUUUGGUCAAAAUCAAACGAGAAGCCCAAAAUAGAAAAUUUGCCAACCUUUUAAAAAAUCAGCCCAAAGGGGAGAAAAACUUCAAAAAACCUCUACUUGUCGAAGAUGCCGUAGUCAACAUCUCUAAUGUGAAUUUAUCGACUGACCAACUUAACCUGCUAAAUAAGGGUCUAAACUAUGGCAUUCGCCCAAAAACAACACCUCUAAAAGAUGUUAUUGUUGAUAUAGAAACAGUUUUGAAAUCCACGUCACAAUUUACCAAAAAUGAUAUCCGUCUAUGUACUAAAAAACGCAUUGAAAAUUUAAAACAAGAAACACGCCGUAGUACAAAUGAAGCGGAAAUUAUGAAGGACCUUUGUAAAAAGGACAUCUACAUAAUGAAGGCGGACAAGGGGAAUAAGAUUGUUAUCAUGGACACAGCUGAAUACGAACGGAGG